This is a messenger RNA of Monomorium pharaonis (pharaoh ant), 2816 nucleotides long. It is a transcript of the gene su(Hw), whose product is annotated as zinc finger protein 436. Gene Ontology annotation, cellular component: nucleus. Bases 483 to 2441 code for a protein of 652 amino acids. NCBI's taxonomy places the organism in Eukaryota, Metazoa, Arthropoda, Insecta, Hymenoptera, Formicidae. The transcript is spliced from 13 exons. The record is from RefSeq and is a predicted model, not a curated record. Gene Ontology annotation, molecular function: DNA-binding transcription factor activity, RNA polymerase II-specific; RNA polymerase II cis-regulatory region sequence-specific DNA binding. Gene Ontology annotation, biological process: regulation of transcription by RNA polymerase II.
CGAGCACACGGUGGAGUAGGAGCAAGUAACAAGCAAAUUGUUACUUGUUGCGCAUCGUCGGUUCCUUGCUACGCUCUAUUGGGUUUCGUCAUCACUUUGUUAUCGUCGAGAAAGACCAUCUCGCGUCAUCUUCAUCGGCGACGCGACGCGUAGGCGAGGUCGUCCAGGGAACAGGAGCACACGGAGCGACGGACGCGUGGAGUGCGACGACAUCAAUGACGAUGACGCGCCCCUUGAUGUAGGCCAUUUUGCGUGGCGUUGGAACCGAAAGGGCCUGUUCCUCCAGGGGCAAAUUUGCACACUCUUCCUCUCUCAGAUGCCUGCUUCUUGGACGCGAGCAGCUGGAAGUUCAGUAUGUUACGUAUGGUUUGCAGAUGUCCAUGUAGAAUAGAAGCAGCAAGUUAGGAAAGUCCAGUUUGUCUGUGGAUGAAAUCUCUACGAAUAAGGAAACUUCCUGGAGAUAGAAAUCGCUACGUGACGCAAUGGAAGAGGUGAUAGAGAUCGUGAAGGUGGAGGAGUGUGAUACACUUAUUGAGAACGGAGCUACAGAAGUUUUGUUUGAUGGGGCUAUCUCACAAGAGGGUAUAGUUGUGGCCAGUAGACCAGCUACUGACAAUGAGAGAGACGAUCUGGUUAUUUCGAUUAUAACUGAUUAUCAAUGUGUAACAUGUCAUCGUAUAUUCCAAUCAAAGGAUAUGUUGCAGAAGCAUGUAGAGAUGUGCAGAGAGGAAGAUGACUCAAAUAAUAUCAUAGGGCUUGAUGAUAUGACAAAUUACGAUUCAGAAGAAGAAGAAGACGAAGAAGAAGAAGAUGAUCCUGAAUCUUUAAAUGUAGAUCUCUCUGAAGAUUCGGAUUCCAAAAGUCAAAAGAAUAAUAAUGAAAAACCUGUCAUUAAGCCUGUACCUGAAACGCAGUGUCAUUGCUGCGCGGAAGAUAUAAAGACGGCACACAGUGGUGGAGAGUACAAGUGUUCACAUUGCGACCUCAGUUUUAAGAAAAAGGCAUCUUUGGCAAGACACGUUGUAGUCAUACAUUGGAAGUGCGAAUCAUGUACAUGCAACGAAUGCGGUUCUUCUUUCCGCGAUAAGAAAGCUUUGAAUAAGCAUCGCUAUACAACACAUGAAGAUCGUAAAAUUUUUAAAUGUGAACCUUGCGACACUUAUUUCUCCCGGAGCUAUCAUUUAAAUCGGCACAUAAUGCAAUCUGGGUGUCACGGUAACAUACUUAAUACAUUCAGAUGUCAAGUUUGCAAGAAAGAUUUUACGCGUAAGGACAAUUUACGGGAACACUUGCGUACUCACGCGGGAACGCCCCAGAGACAAAAAAAGAAGUGCCAAUAUUGCCCGAAGGAAUUUUUUACGAAUCAACAAUUGUUGGUACACGAACGCAUGCAUACGGGAGAGCGACCAGUCCAAUGCGAUUUAUGCCCAAAGACAUUUCUAUCGCCGCUCGCGCUGAAAAAACAUCGUCGUGUACACACCGGAGAGAAGCCGUUCGAAUGUAAAUAUCGUUAUGGAUGGAAAAAAAUUGCCUGUCAGAGAAAAUUUGCCGCUCGCGAGACAUUAAAUCGUCAUCAACGAACGCACACUGGCGAGAAACCACACGUAUGCCAGUAUUGUGGCAAAUCGUUCAUACAGGCAGCGCAAUUAAGGGCACAUGUAUUCCAUCACACCGGGGAGAAUGGCUUCUAUUGCGAUGUAUGCGGCAAGGCGUUUAAUCGGAAGGCGCGUUUAAAUAUUCACAAAAAAUUCGUACACGAGGGGGCAAUCCCAUUCACAUGUGACGUCUGCGAGAAGGGUUUUACACGAAGGGAGGACUUGGUGAAACACAGAUUGUUACACACUGGCAUCAAACCGUUUAAAUGCGACAAGUGCCCGAAAGCCUUCUCGGCGAAAUCAUCGUUGCAGGCUCACCUUAACACUCAUAGACGCGAACCGCCACAAUCAUGCGUCGAAUGCAAUAGAGUCUUUAUCCGGCAAGACUGCCUGAUGCGGCACAUUCGGGCGAGGCAUCGGGAAUUGUUGGAGGACGUGAUGAACGAGGUCGAGAAAAAGCAUUUGCAAACGCAGUUGUACAACAUCGCAUCGGCUGCUGCCGCCAAGACGAAAGCAGGCAAAUCCAGAACACUCUCCUCCGAUGAGUUGCUGAAUGCCAUCAGAGAUCUCUUGAGGAUACUUAUUGACGAGGAAACGUUGCAGCUGUUUGGUUGGCCGGAAACUCCAACACAAGACAUCCUCGAAGCCGUGAUCAGAAGAUGCGGACACGAGCCGAUAACAGCGGAAAGCAACGUGAUACUUACCGAGAGGCUACGACAAAACGUAAAACUUCUAUUCACCGUUGUCAUCGACACGGUGAACGAUCAUGAAGUCAAGUCUCUCUUGACGACGAAAACAGUGGACGACGUCAUUCUUCAUGUUUUAGAAAUAUCUAAUUCAGAUUAGGAACGAAGAAAAUAACAAAACAAGAGACGAUCAUACUUUUCCAAUAUGUUUUAAGAUUUAUACAAACAAAAAAACAAAAAAGUAAACGAACUUAUAUAUUUUAUAAAAAUAUAUAAUCGGAAAAUUAUUUAGAAAUUGUCAAGUAUAAUAACCUUUAGUAAAGGUUAUUAUCGUGUCAAAGCUUACAAUUUAUAUCACGUGCCUUUUUAAGUAUUUUUUUAAGGAUUCUUCGAAGAUUAUUGUUAGAUUUUGAGAUUGUAUAAAUGAGAUUUAUAUGAUAAUGCACUCAUAUAUGAAUGUAUAUAUUUUACAUUAUUUUAUGCGGACGACGGGUGAAUAAAGUACACGAGUUUGUCAUUUUAAAAAAUGAAAAAA